UCGGUUCGGUGGCAUUCGUCUGUGAGCCGCUGUGUCGUGCGGUCGCCUUCGCUUCAUCCCACGUAUCUAAACCGACGACACUGGCCGGUUGCCAGCCAAUUUUCCGCGCGUGUUUGUUAAUCCUCUCGUGAAAGGGUUAGUUGGCACAAUCGUUCGCACGCAUGAGCCGAAAGAAUAUCACGGUUCUUCCUAGUCCUCGCACACUGGCGAUAGAAAUCUAAAAGUAAAGGGUGAGUUUUUUCCCACUCACCCUCGGUCUCUUUUUUUUUUUCUCUGAGAAGACAAUCCGCACGCGGCGGUCGUCGUCGUGCCGUUAUCGAAGGAAACCAGCGUAACGCUGGGAGUCGUGGAACGGUAUCUAUUCGCCUCUGCAUGGUGAAAUUAACGCGAAAAGUGCCUGCACGCUCCGUUUCGUCUCGCGAAGACGGAAAGAAAUAAAAGGUGAGGAGAACAGGAAGCGGGACAAUCGUGAACCGAGGGCUUCCUUUUCUCUCGUAACUCUCGUUCUUUGGAGUUCGUCGAUUCGUUUUAUCGGAGGGCCGCCGUGAUUCUCCGAGUGACUUGGAAACUCUUCUUGAAAGAGCGAAGUAACCUUAAUAAGUGUGCUGUGACAGCUGCAGAAACAACCUCCGUGGAAAAUGAAGUCGACGAGGACCCUGCUGCUAAUCGUCCUUCUGGGAGUCGCCAGCUGUCAAAACAGCACCGUAAUCACGAGCGAGGUCCUUCAAGGUUACGACCCUCAGUUCAUGGUGGGCUGUUACUUUCCUGCAGACUUCCAGGGCGAAUUCGUGACGCAGGUGAGCGGAAAGGGUGUUGAAGGCAUGGCGAACGCGCCCAUUCAGUAUUCUGCCAUUAACAUCACCUUCAACGCGAUACCGGUGUGGGGCUAUUGCCAUAAGAGGGUCGGCGAUAAUGUACUGCUAAUAGACAGGUUUAACGACAAAGAUUGCAUACGGUGUUUCCGGCUGCAACGGAGAUCGCGGAAUGUCAUUGAGAUGUUCGCGGAAACUUUCAACAGGUGUUACACGCACGAAUCGGCCGCCUUAGCCUCCUGCAGCGCACUAAACUCUAUUUCAAUCCUGUACCGAACGAAAGAAAUCGAUGGUUCAGCAACUCGGAGAGAAUACUGCCCCAUCGCUGGUCUUUAUCACUUCAAAUAUAGCGUUAACAAUAACUCCGCGGUCUCGUUAGAGUGUAACACGUUCUCUUCCGAGUUCAAUAAUUGUCCGGAUGGAUCGAUCUUACAAUUAAAAUUCAAACGAUGUAACUUCGAGAAACGCAAUAUUCAGUACAAUUGUUUGGGCAGUUGGCCUGGACCGAAUAAUUCUACAUAUUUUGCUCUUUGGGACAGCGACGUCAACGAUGGCGGGCCUCAAUAUAGAUGCGGGCUGUAUUAUGUUGAUAACAAAAGAGGGAAAACUUACAUGGCACUUAGCAGUGAUUCGAGCUGCACACAGGAUUUAGACAAUGCAACUCAUGGAUACGAGACUUUGAUUUUAACCAAGAGCCUAAACCAGAAAAAGAUGCCAGAAUAUGUGAUAACCCAUGUUGCUACAUUCCCGAAAUGGGCGCAGGGAGUGUGGGAGGAAUCCCUAAUAGUUAAUGGUACUAUGACUUUCACCGAUUUGAAUGGCUACAAUAGUUACACUUUUAUCACGGUAGAGUCAAACGAGGAGACUGGCCGUCAUAUCGUGUAUUCCAAAGAUCAAUGUGAGCAGUCUGCUUUUGUCUGUUUAUUGAUGAGGCAACGCAGCGAAAAUGUACUGGAAUUUGCGUUAGGGACGAUCAACAAUCCAGUGAGUUAUCAAAGUGAUUUGUGCGACGAUCCCUAUAUGGACAAACGAUUGUGGAUGACUCAAUCACGCAUCGAACGUGUGGUGGAGUCACCCUGUCCAAUUACAGGCCAAUAUGUAGGAAGGAUAACAGAUCUGUCAGGAAUGUGUGCCGAGUUAAGCAGCAAUUGUAACACUCGCGAAAUAAUGUACUUCAAAGUGAACGACUGCGAGUCCGGAGAACUGUACGAAGAACGAUCAUACCUGUGCUUGGGACAAUGGGAGGAAGACGGCGUGAUGUAUACCUAUACUAUGAGAAACGACACUUCUACAAAUGAGUGUUUCGUUGGUUUGAUUGUCAACGAUGAAGAAAUAUAUAUUAAGGAAGCCGGUGGUCAUUGUAUGCGAAAUAUAGAUCCCAAACAACAGGGGAUGCGUCUUUACAAAAAGGGACAAUGUUAUGGGAAUUCACCAAGUCCUGCGCCAACUCCAAUGAAACCAAUUCCUCAUAAUCCAAUAAUGAGGAUUACAACAACUCCACGACCGAGGAUAUCAGGAACUACUCAAGUAUCAAAAAAUGCAGUUUCUUCGUCAACUCUUUGCACGUCGACAAUGUCCACGACUUUUAUGCUUCUCGUUGCUGUGAUCAUCGCGAUUUUGAAGGUAGCGUCCCCGUAUACGCUCGAAUAAUGACAUCACUUUUACAUACUUUUAAUAGUGAGCUAGUUAAUGAAUGACCUUAGUGUACACUUUUACAUUUUGACUAUUCUUAUCUAACUGACAAUCGAGAUAUAAGAGCUAGUUAUUUAUUGCAAAGACCGACGUAAAACGACAUAUAUUGUAGACAUCGGAGAGAUAUAACACUUGUAUAUCAUAUUUUUUUAUCUCACGCAUCACUCCGCCCACGCUGCAUUUCGCGAGAUUUUGCUUUUUUACGAAAUAAAAAGACUUUGAUCUGCUCCAUUGAGCAAGUUGGCAAACGCA
This is a messenger RNA of Mycetomoellerius zeteki, 2756 nucleotides long. RefSeq lists its product as uncharacterized. The record is from RefSeq and is a predicted model, not a curated record. Bases 639 to 2462 code for a protein of 607 amino acids. Lineage: Eukaryota; Metazoa; Arthropoda; Insecta; Hymenoptera; Formicidae. The transcript is spliced from 13 exons.